AUGGAUUUCAGGCGCGUGAAGGACUAUUUCUCCUGGCUCUACUACCAGUACCAAAUCAUCAGCUGCUGUGCUGUCCUGGAGCCCUGGGAGCAGUCCAUGUUCAAUACCAUCCUGCUCACCAUUUUCGCGAUGGUGGUGUACACUGCCUAUGUUUUCAUCCCAAUCCACGUCCGCCUGGCGUGGGAGUUUUUCUCCAAAAUGUGUGGCUACCACAGUACACUUUCGAAUUGA
Messenger RNA from Pipistrellus nathusii (Nathusius's pipistrelle), 231 nucleotides. Lineage: Eukaryota; Metazoa; Chordata; Mammalia; Chiroptera; Vespertilionidae. The record is from the annotation of a GenBank genome assembly.